Messenger RNA from Arabidopsis lyrata subsp. lyrata, 872 nucleotides. RefSeq names its product CASP-like protein 2C1. Bases 147 to 674 code for a protein of 175 amino acids. NCBI's taxonomy places the organism in Eukaryota, Viridiplantae, Streptophyta, Magnoliopsida, Brassicales, Brassicaceae. The record is from RefSeq and is a predicted model, not a curated record. The transcript has 3 exons.
CAUUUGCCAAAUUCUUUCAACUCCAAACCAUUAUAUAUUAUAUACAAUUACAAAUUUUAUGUUACAGUCUUCCAUUAUUCUCUCAUAAAAACACAUCUAAAAUCUAAAAGAAAAAUUGAGAGAGAGAGAGAGGGGGGAAUAAUAAGAUGGUGAGACUGAGAGAAACAGAAGUGAUCCUGAGGCUAUGUAUCGUCUUUUUUAUUCUCCUCAGUUCUUGUUUGAUAGGUUUGGAUUCUCAGACCAAAGAGAUUGCUUAUAUCCACAAGAAAGUCAGUUUCAGAUAUUUGUUAGCUCUCGAGGCUGAGUUAUACAUAAAUGUUGUGGUUGCUGCGUAUAAUUUGGUUCAAAUAGGGCUUGGUUGGUAUAAUGUUGAACAAAAGACCUCUAAUCCCAAAUGGUUCUCUUACCUCUUGGAUCAGACGGCGGCGUACGUGGUUUUUGCGGGGACAUCAGCCGCGGCGCAACACUCAUUGCUGGUGGUGACCGGUUCAAGGGAGCUUCAGUGGAUGAAGUGGUGCUACAAGUUCACAAGGUUCUGCUUUCAGAUGGGAAGUGCCAUCAUCUUAAACUACAUUGCGGCGGCUCUCAUGGUCCUCCUCUCCUCCAUCUCCGCCUUCAACCUCUUCCGCCUCUAUUCCCCUAAACGUUUCUUUAGCUUUAAGUCUUCCUCCUAAUUAAAUACCGUGUUAAUUAAUCAUUUUCUUAAUCCGAAAUAAUGUUGAUCAAUGUGAAGAAAAAGGCUGAAAAGUUAAUUUGUGUGAUCUUUCACUAUGAACAAUAAAUAUCAUCAGUCUAUUGCUUUGACAGUGUACGUAUGUAAACUGAAUUUUGUCAAGGUACGUACUAAAACUAAUAAAUUUUCCUUGCACUUU